AUAUUGCAAAUUGAUACGAUUGAUAUCAACACUAUGGUACUAAUUAGUUUCGCUCUGUCAUAAAGUCAUAAAAAUGUUACUUCACAAGAUACCUUGUGAUCUUUGAAAAUUCUGGUGAUAUUGUAAAUUUUGAAGAAAUUUAAAUGAAGGCAUGACUGAGUGAAUACAAGGAAAUGGAUUCAGGUGGAAAAGAGGGCGCUAGUUAUCUAGAUGGAGUUCCUGUAAAAAUAUCUUCAAAAUUCAUACCUCCUAGACCAGUUCCUCUUCCCUAUGCGUAUGAUGAAAAGCUUAAUUAUAAUAUACUAGAUGAAGUGUAUGACUUCACAUUAGAGAAGAGUGUCAUUGAACAUCAUUCAAACUGCCUUUUUCAGUUGGAAAAAGCCAAGUUUAAACGAUCUCCUCAGAAUAAGUCAUCCGAUUCAGGAGAAGAUCAACCUUCGUGCAGUAGUUCGAACCUGGAAGAAUCGCGGCAUUCUUCGUAUUCUAAUGCUCAAAAUGUGGUCUCUUGGUCAACCAAUUCCAUUCUUCAGCCUAAACCUCAACAGCCUCUGGAUCAGGUGUCCUCGGAAAACAUUCCUGAAGACAAGGUCAUGAAAAUUAACUUGUCCGACUUCGAGAAUGAUACUUCUAGUCCAUUUGAUUAUAUGGAACUUCAAACUAUAAAUGACCUAGAGGAACUCAGUAGUGUAUUUCAGGGUAUCAAUAGCACCAAUCUUCAGGAGGAAUCCGCUCCUGCUAGACAAAGCGGGGAGAUUCCGAGCAACGUGUCUAAAUCAAAAAGUUUUCCCUUUCCCUCAAGCUCUAAAGAUGUAGAAACGGGAACGGAAUUGGGUCGGACAUCACUCCCUUCGUCUUCGUAUGAAAUUCCUCGCAUGAUAUCCAAUUUAAAUCAGAUAGAAGAUUUCCCAAAUGAUUCAUAUUUGAAGCUCUCCCAAGUGCCUUACAUCUCUUCAAAUGCUGGGGCACAAGCAAGGCCUUCGAUAGCAAGAGUGCCAUCCCUUUUGAGGGUCAGCAAAAGCUACUCAGAUAUUUCUAGUCUAGGUAAAACGGCGGAUGUCCACGACGAGAGAGAGCGGUCCCGUACUCCACCCUCCACAUUUUCAUAUUCUGUGAAUUCUGAAGAAACAAUGCCGUGUCAAGAUAUAUCCAGCAACGGUGACUGUUGUGAUAGUGAUUUGCCUGAUCCAUAUCAUGAAUUGGAUAACUCUGCGCAAGAAUUUGUUGAUUCUAUUACAGAAAUGGGUUUUGCUAGACCUCAAGUAUCUCGUGCUGUGAAACAUUUGGGAACUGAUGAGAAAAAGGUUGUGGAACAUUUAUGUCAAAUACAAGCUUUAGAAGAAUCUGGCUAUGAGGGAUUGGAAGCUGAAGCAGCUCUUCAUCUUCAUGAUUAUAACAGUGAUGAGGCAAAACAGUUUUUGGAUCUUGUCAGUCAGUUUCAAGACCUGGGGUUUGAAAAGAAAGCUGUGAAAAAAGCUUUGGUGCAAAAUAAAAAUGACUGGAACAAAACAAUUGAUGCUCUUUUAACAUGAUGUAUUAAUUUCCUGCAAUUCUGUGAUGAUUUUUUUCUCUGCUAAAGUGCAGCCUUUUUGUGGUGGUGAUCAAACUAUAAAGAACAGUAUUUUAUAAUUAUAUGCAUAGCUGCGUAAACCUUUUCAUAAAAAUAUUAUAUAUGAAUAAUGAUUAAUUUUAAUUUGUAUUGUGCUUAGGCCUUUGUACAUAGUAUAUAAAAUAAUCAUUAUUUUU
Parasteatoda tepidariorum (common house spider) is the source of this 1743-nucleotide messenger RNA. Its product is annotated as ubiquitin-associated protein 1. Gene Ontology annotation, biological process: ubiquitin-dependent protein catabolic process via the multivesicular body sorting pathway. Lineage: Eukaryota; Metazoa; Arthropoda; Arachnida; Araneae; Theridiidae. The record is from RefSeq and is a predicted model, not a curated record. Gene Ontology annotation, molecular function: ubiquitin binding. Gene Ontology annotation, cellular component: ESCRT I complex.